ACCUUUUAUUGUAUUUCAGAUUUAACUUGAUAAUUGGAUUGACAUUAGUAGCUUCUCUCCUACUCGUAUCAUUUACACAAUACAACUCGGAUACUUUUUUAAAUGUUCCAAAUCUGGAGAAAGUUAUAUUUGAUAUUCAACAUAACCGACUUUCACAUGUCAAUCCGUUGAAUGAUUUCAACGAGAAAUAUAUCUACAAGAUAAAUCCUGCCAAAUCAAUGAGUAAAACUACAGGUCGAGAUUCCUUGCAAUUGUUAUUUAUAGUAAAAUCAUAUAUUUUAAACUUUGGCCAACGAAUAGCUAUACGUCAGACAUGGGGAGGUAGGACAUCACUUCGAUCAAAAACUGUUUUUAUUAUUGGAUACCUUGAUGGAAUUAAUCAUUUGAUUAAAAAAGAAUCAAAACAUUAUAAAGAUAUUGUUCAACUUAACGUUUCAGAUCAGUAUGACAAUGUAGUUUAUAAAACGAUUUAUUCUCUCUUAUGGUUAUCGCACGGCAAUACAGAAGCUGAAUUCAUCUAUUUUGUGGAUGACGACCGUUUAGUCAAUCCGAUAAACAUUUACGAUGUUGCAACUAACAACAUUGGAUCAGCAGAAUUGGUAAUGGUAGGCUAUAAACUUGAUGCAGUGAGACCAAGUCGACAUAAAAGUUCCAAAACUUAUCUUUCAUCCAAAGACUAUCCAUUUUCUUUUUUCCCGCCAUAUAUAAUUGGAGGAACUAUUUUGACAAAUAUUAAAACUGUAAGAAUGUUAGCAAUUGCAAUAUCAUUUCUUAAGGUUAUUCCAAUAGAAGAUGCAUAUAUUGGAAUAGUAGCAAAAUCGGUCAAUAUCAAAUUCAAACAUCAUCAUAGGUUUUUACCGUUUAAGCAGUCACCAUUUACCUUGUGGAACACGGCGUCAUCUCCUGGUUAUGAAACGACGUAUAGUCUACUUAUGGAUUGGCAUUUGAUAAGGACAAUGAACAGCUGAAUAUAAACAGUAAAUACAGUAAUACAAAAUGUAUCAUAUGUCUUGAAUGUUUUGAAUUAUUUAACACAAAAAAAUGAAAGCGCAAAGCAAAAAAUGUAAAUGUCUUUUUCAUGUGAAUAUAGGCUUGAAAAACAGAUAUAUCAGAAGGAGUGUUUGGAAUACAUAUUCUAAACUAGUUUUGGAAUAAAACGGUUUUCUAUCAGCCGUUUUUUUUUUUUUUUUAAGAUACAUAUUGUAUUUUAUUGUCUGUGCACAUACUGUUAUUGUACAUUAAAGAGAAAGAAUACAUAAAUAAUGUACAAUGGCUACAUCGAUUUCUUAAAACAGUGAUACAGAUAUAUGCCCGAAUAGCUUUAAAACAUGUUUUAUGUAUGCAUUGUAUAUAAAUAAACUCAUCAUAGAUA
Molecule: messenger RNA, 1372 nt
Organism: Mytilus californianus (California mussel)
Lineage: Eukaryota; Metazoa; Mollusca; Bivalvia; Mytilida; Mytilidae
Product: beta-1,3-galactosyltransferase brn-like
Exons: 1
Coding region: 219-968 (249 amino acids)
Cellular component (GO): membrane
Molecular function (GO): hexosyltransferase activity
Source: RefSeq, a predicted model, not a curated record